Molecule: messenger RNA, 20414 nt
Organism: Synchiropus splendidus (mandarinfish)
Lineage: Eukaryota; Metazoa; Chordata; Actinopteri; Syngnathiformes; Callionymidae
Product: nectin-2
Exons: 7
Coding region: 264-1859 (531 amino acids)
Source: RefSeq, a predicted model, not a curated record
GGAGCACCACUUCAUUACCAGCCGGUGCGUCAGCUGCUUGGAUAUUUACCUGUCCGCUUUCUUCACACAAGGAUUGGUUUAUAUAAAUAUAUAUAUUUUGGCUGAAUCCCAUCUUAAAGCCACACUUCGAGACACUUGUUUAAGAAGCAUCAGUCGGACUCCGGAUCGGUUCUGGGACAAGUUUCUUAAUUUCUAACAGAAACUAUCGUCGUGUGUUUGGAAGAGUCUUGGUACCUGGUUCGUAAAGAGGACUGUAAUCGACCAUGGCGAGACGUGACGCCCGAAAAUGGCAUGACUUCACAGGAAUGACCCGGCUUCUCCUGCUGGUUUCGUCUGUACUUCUUCAAAGGGGAGCGUUGGGUCAACGAGUGAAGGUGGAGCCUGAGGUUUUGUCCUAUCCUGGACAAACUGUCAACCUGCGCUGUGCCUUCACCGAUGCUGUAGGGAUUCAGCUCACAAUGGUCACAUGGAUCUAUGAACCCAAGGAAGGAGAGAGGAUCAACAUCGCAGUCUAUCACCCCCAUUUUGAAGCCAACUACCCAGAAUCACCUCUGAAAACUAGAGUCAGCUUCACGCCGAGCCCUCCAAACCUCAGCAGCCCUUCCAUUCAAAUAACCGAUGUGAGGAUGUCGGAUGAGGGGAAGUACAUCUGCGAGUAUGCCACCUACCCCAGUGGCAACGAGCAAGGCAUCACAUAUUUAGUUAUGCUUGCUAAACCCCAGAACUCUGCCUUGGCUGUCCCCGUGGAAGCAGGCACCAAGAGAGUCGUCGUGGCGCGCUGUCAGUCUACCAACGGCCGCCCUGUUGCUCAGAUCAACUGGGUGACCACCGCCAACGGAAACGCCACCACAAAGACGGAGGCAGGCGCGGACAACACCAAGUCCAUAGUGAGCGAGUACCGCUUGAUCCCCACUGCUGCGGACAACGGGAAAGACAUCAGCUGCGUGGUGACACACAGGACCCAAGUCAAGCCAGAGAGCAUCCCACUGAAGCUGGCAGUCCAAUACGCUCCCCAAGUGACGAUAGUGGGUUAUGACAAUAAUUGGUAUGUGGGCCGUACAAACGUUGUGCUCACCUGCAUGGCGACUGGAAACCCUGUGCCGCUCUCCGUUGCGUGGAAGACUAUGUCGGGAGAGAUGCCGGACACAGUUCAGAUCAAAGAAAACCAGCUGAAGGUGCUGAAGGUGGACGAGGCCGUCAACACCACCUUCGUCUGCGAGGUCAAAAACCGGAUCGGAACCGGCAGGGAUCAGGUCACCGCCUUGGUCAGAGAGCCCUCUGUCAACCCCUCCAAUGCCGGCGUGGUGGCAGGAGCUGUGAUUGGCUCCCUCUUGGCCCUGCUUUUGGUGGCCGCUCUCAUCGCGGUGCUCGUCACCCGUAGCCGUAGGCAGCAGCAGGGUUACCGAGCGAACGGCGGCACUGACAUGAAGACGCGCAUAUUCGGCGGCGGCAAGAAGGCCAGCAAGAACGGCACGAGCGGUGGCGCCGUCACUGCCGGGAUCGGGGGCGGCAACAACAACGGUCCCAUCUAUGUAUACAACGAGAGCGCCUCCCACCAGGGCCUCGGCGAGAAGAACAACCACCACCAGCCGCUCACCAUGGGGGGGCGACCCGAGGUGGUCACGACGACACCGUCUGCCCAAGACAUCCUGCUCAGUAAUGAGCUGGACGACGCAGAGAGGAGGAAGUUUGAUGAGCUGGAGGAAGACGAAAGGUACGACCACUUCAGUGGAGGAGGCCCCAUCCUGCAGCUCCGCCCACCACACGACCAGGACGAUAUGAUCGGCGAUUACAUGGAUGAUGACAUGGAGUCCCAGCGCGACGGCUCCGUCAUCUCACGAACUGCCGUCUACGUAUAGAGCGGAGGAGCGGCUAACUAAAGCAGAGGUGGAUGAUUCUUCUGGAGGAUUUUAUGGCUCAGAGAUCUUUCUCUUGUGGACAGAAAAGUGAGAAUAAACCCACUUUUAUUUUUUACUUUCAUUUUCAAUAUAGUCUUAUGAUUAAUCACAGCAUUGCUACAGACUGAGUUGAGCAGGUGGUGCGUCCACGACCCUCCGGCCCGAUCUGACUGUGCAUCCAACAUGAGAAAGCAACAUCCAUCCCCAACUGCUUCUGUUUGCAUUGCCCGAGUGUGAGCAGAAGAGUCGUGAUUCAAGUUUGGCUGACUCAUGAGUGACGCAGAGAACCGUGGAGUUGAAAAUGCAGUUGUCUUUUGUUUCCAAACUCUUGUGUGAUGUGAUCCAUGUUUUAUGUUGGGCCUUGACAGCUGGUGGUAGUUACUAUCAAGCAGUGACUUUUUAGGGUGGAAAAACAUCUGUCAGCAAAAACGCUGAUUUACACUCUUCGCUGGCUCUGCCCUCUACACUUGAAUCACCUCCUUAACCCUAAAUUUACAGCAUUUUUAAAGACCAUUGGCUUCAUCGUGAAAAUAUAAAAACACGGGAGUUUCUCCGACUCUGAAACUAGUUGCUAACAAGGUGCAAACUUUUGUACUGCGCCCGGAGGUAAAAGACGGUAAACAAGAGGAUGUGGAGUGAGGUGUAGCUGAUCUGACAGGGUUAUGGGACGGAGAGACGGGAUGUGGGAAGUGGGACGACUUUAAAGGAGCACGUCUCUUCCAUUCUCGUCCUGGAGUCUUCGAAGCACUCCUGACAGGAGGAGCUUGAUUGGUAAUGAGCCGUGAAGUUGCCCGCUUAGCUGGGACCAACAGAUUGCAACCACUUACCCUCCAUGACGUGGCAGUUCCUGCCUUCCUCCAUCUCCACCUCUCUUUCACCACCUCUGCUGGUGUUCAUGGGGACUUGAUGAUUUAUCCAGGGCAGCGUCCAGGUCAGGGCCACGGAGCACAGGAGGGUGUUUUACGGCUCCUGACGUGUCAAGCGCCCCACUUACUCUAUUAUAGACACGACGUGGUUCACUCCUCCGCCCGGAGUGUUCACGAGUGCACUGCAUGGCCCACCGUUUUCUCCCAUGUAACGCCUCUACCCGUAAUUUAUUAAACAAACAGAUGUUGCGCAACGUCCAAACGGCGGCAGUUUAGAAACGGGCUGCACCUCGCCGCGGCAAGUUCAUUUCAGAACAGCAACUCUUGGCUUUUUUUUCUGAAAUCAAAGCCUCUGCAGUUAAAGCACAUGCCCAAAAUAAUCCAAACAAUGCUACAAGGCCAACAUGCGUGGCUAAGAUCUGUAUUUAAAACUUCAAAUUUGGCUUCAUCUGACGUUUGUACAUCUGAAACUCCUUGUAGAUAAAACAGUUUUAAACCUUUGGAGCUUCCUUUUUUAGGAGUAAAAAAUACAUCCAGACACUGCUGUUAUUUUGGGUUGAAAUCAGUGGGAAACGACAACCUAUAACUGAGGGCAAGUCAGUGCAUGACAUUGACUUUUUUUAUUUUUGCUCUUGAAUUUUGUUUGUAUAAAUUAUAUGACACACAAUCCUAGAAAUUGAUUUUUUUUUAGUCAUUUAAUUAUUUUUAUUGCCAUUUAUAUAACUAGAUCACUGUCAAAUACAAAAACUAAAUUUCAGUGUCGCCUCAUGCCUCACUAAAGACAGAGUAAUGGAAAUAAUGCCAAAAAAUUCAUUGCUCCAUGAUCAUUUACAGAAUUAUGUAAAUUCGGUGCAGUUGAAACUAGCGAUGAAAUGAAAAAUAGAAAAACUUGGAGUUUUACAUGGCAGCCUAAAAUGUACUUUUUCAGCGCCCUUUUUAAUGAGAAUGCAUGAGAAGAUUCUCCCCAAUUCCAUCAUGUUUAAUCUACAGUGUCACUCCUGUUGCAUUGGACAAAACAAUCCUGAAAAGUUACAGAUCAAUUUCCAUUUUUGUGCUCGGUAGUGAGGUAUGUGGUCACAAAAUGUGAAGUCAUGUGGGCGGAUUGUCUCCUACUUGUAAUGAGGCACCAGAGGAGCUGAGAGGCAUGUGUUGCUGCUCAGCUACUCUUAAAGGCUCACAGUGGCGCGUCUGUGGACAAUCUCUGAGAGGAACCCUUCACUGCUGACCUUUAGAUCGACCCUCUUCUGACCCAACUGGCUAAAUUUUGAUUGUGAUCUCUGGGAUUGUACCGACCUGAGUGCGAGGUCAUGCUAGGUGACCCGGCGCAGAUGCAGGCUGCUCUUCUCCCUUAACCUUGAACUCUGCAGGAUGGUAACUCGUAUAGAUUUGUCAUCCGGCUCUGACGUCAAUUUCGAUCUCGAGAGAAACUAAAGAAUAUCCACAGCCGAAUCAUGACCGUACAGAAGAUAUUUUUGCACUUGUAUGUAUGUAUGUGUGUGUGUAUAACAGAUAUAAAGUGUAUUAUGUGUUUUCUAGGGGUCAAUUAUUGACAAGCGGGGCGAGCUGAUCUCUGUACAUUUUGGUGUGAGGUUUCAGUGUACUAUAUAUGUAAGCAUCUUUAUUUUUCUUGUGAAAAUGUGGAUGUUUAUCAACAUGUAAAUAUCUAGCGGACGGAGCUCUUUAAAGUGCAGAGGAACUCUGGGUUUGGAGCGAAAGCUUUCAGAAUGUAACUUUUCUUGAAUUACAGAGUGGUUUUCUGAUGUUUACUUGAUAAGUUCUCCACAUUGUUUUCAUUUGGAAAAGGCAUUUUGAAACGAUUUCAUCCAAGUCGCCAUAAAUCACAUGCCCAUGUUGUUUUAGGGUUUGUUUUCAGCUUUGCUUUCAACAAUGGAGACUCUCUUAAAUGUAAAUAACAUGACCUUAACUCCAAUAUAAACCAACUACAGCACACUGAGACCCUUUUAUAUUAGGUUUAGCUUAAACCAUUUUGGCAAGCUACUAAAGAGCUUCACAUCACAUCUGUCGUCGUGUGCCUUGGUCACACGUGCAGUUCACUUUUGAUAGGUGCUGUUGACUAUAAGCCCCCCUUAGAGCCACCUACACAGUAUCCAGCCAGUGCAUGGUGAAUCUUCGAGGCAGUGUAUGAGUCACUCUCCUUGACUGUGCGGCAUAUGCUGAACCUAAGGAGAGUGGUUUUUAAAGUGAAAAUGUUGCGGUGUGGAUUUAGACUUGGACAGCGUUGAGUUUAUCUUUGAACCAAGAGGUGUUUUCGCACCAUCAAGCACACACUUGAUUUGCACAGUGGUGUUCUAAAAUACACACCGCUCUAUUGUGUCACAGCUUGGAUGAUUGGCCUGCAGAAAUCGUCUGCGCAGAUGGAGGACACGUAUAUAUUAAUAUACUGUUUACAUGGAGGAACGCAGAGAGAAGUUCGCCCACUCACAAACAGCCCUCAGUCGUCCUCAUUAUGCUCCCUCCCACAGCCCAACUUUUUAGCAGACACCUCAUACCUGACAUCUCUGCCACAGCCUGGCUCGAGCCCACACAGUUUUCCGACGAAAACACCCGCGAAAUCGCUGCAAGUUUGUUUCUCAGUGGCCGUCCGGAGUGAUAUAGUGUCCACGGGUCAGGGCGCUUCGCCUCUUUGUCCAAACAUUUCUGAGUCGAUAAAGAUGGAGGUGAAACGCCCGUCAGCUUUUUUUUUCCCCUCCAUCGAACAUCUCUGUCCUCGCUGGGUUUUUUUUCUUGUUAUGCAGAGAAAAUAUUAUAGCUUUCAUAAAAUCUGACCACGCUGACCACACUGACCUGGUAGUUGACCUCCGAUGCUUUUAGAGAGUUUAGUCUUCUCAAUAUUCAGCCAUCGUAGCCACCCACACACAUACGCACACAGACACUGGUACGCACACUUAGAAACACACACGCGGCUUACCUUUUCUUCCAAGCAAACACAUCUAGCAACGUUUUUUUUUUUCCAGAAAACUCACCUUCAGAUUCAAAUACCUUUUCAUAUAACCACACACCGUUCGUCGACAUUCUCUCUACACCAAAACACCCACCUCCGUGCAUGACUUGUCAGACAAAAUGCCUUCAGUCCUGAUUCAGGUCUGGCACCAGGUUUCACCCUUGACAAUACAGUCCGUCUCAUAAGUCUCUUUUAUUUUUUUGCUUCUCUGUUUUCUGACUUCAAAGAUGCUGACUCAUCAAAGCCUUAACAUCUCACAUCUCACUCUCAGACAAACAAAAAAAAAAGGCGAGAACCUUCUUAUGUAUAUAGUAUAAAUAUAUAAAUAUGUAGCAGAGAAAAAGAAUUACUAAUUUAUGGUGUCACAUUUGUGUAUUUCUGGGUGACGGUGAAGCAUGAAGGAUUUAUUUUCUCCGCUUACAAAAUAUCCUCGCUCUGUUAUUUUGCAGUGCUUUAUAAUUUAUGUUUUUCGGAGUGCUUUAUUCUUGACUGCUGCGCUGUGAUUGCUGCCAACCUGCUGGCAAAUGUGCUUCUUCAAUACAAAUGAUGAACUGUACACACACACACGCAAACUUUGCCCCCUAAAAUGUGCAUUUUAUCGAUGCUUCCGUGUUUCUUUUUUUUGUCUUCUUUUACCUUGCCGUAAUGGAUUGUUGUCACCACUUGUCAUGUCUUUAUAUUUUUUCGUAUUUGGUUUGCUAUUAAAGACUUCUUCUUUUUAAAGUACGCCCAUGUUUUUCUGAUUCCUCCUCUCGCUGGAGCUAACAAGAGAUCAUUGAUUCCAACCGAUUAGAUUUAUAGAUCUAUUGAUCGAGAUGUGAAGUGGCCUUUCAGUCUGUUGUCACACAUCCUUCACACUUCAGUCGCCUCGUUCUCACCCCACCUCACUCUCAUUUCCUGGUCUGGCUGCUUCUGGUUUGCUAUUGAUCAAUGUGUUUGUGUGUCAACAAAAGGAUAAUAACAGGUUUAUAGGAAGCUGAGCUCAGGCAAAAACGUCAUUCACGGAAUUUAAUAACCCCCAGGCUCCGCCCAUCACCUCCUCACCUCACGUGUGCGUUUGAUCUGGGUGGUCAAGAACACGCUGCAUGGUAACCAGCUAUUGGCUGAAAAUGUAUUUAGAACUGUUGUUCAUGGGAAACUAUACUUUUUGCUGGCCUUGAUCAUGACAGCAUUUCAGUUUUAAACUAGAAAAGCACUCGGAGCGUGCAAACUUCCGCCACUUCAGUCUACCCCCCAGCACAAUCUCCUGACAAUGUAUCCUUCAAAAAAUGUGUUCAUUUUGGUGCAUGAGCUAGGUUUCAGUGAAACUGUGCUGAGGUUGCCUUUGAAGUUUAUAGUUAAAUCUUAAAAACUGUCAGAAAACCCUUAACAUGCAGGAUUCUCCCCGGUGCUUUUGCAGUGUAGGGUCCCUUGUGUUGGGUUUUUGACCCCUAGCCUUCCCCUGCGUAGUUGUCUGCUGUUGUCAUGAAGUGUGACCUUCACCCAUCAGUCUUAGAGGACUCUGCCUUUUAUAUAAAGGCUGUUAACCCUUUAGGCGCUACAUUGCCGGAUUUAAACUAACCAAGCUGCAAAUAUGAAGCCUGAUGUAGUUACGCCUGGUACUGUCUGAGCAACAUUUGUGGCCGUGUUCAUAAACCGCCCCCCGAUUAAGAUGACGAGGAAGUCUUUUUAAUCGCGUGACAGAGAGUAAAAAGGGCAAAUUAGACUGACUCAGAUUCUGAGGUGGAAUUUUCACUGACAAAAAUGAUGGUCCACCUGCAGGACAUAUAGAUGCCCCUAUUUCACAGAGACUUGAUGGAGGCGUGGUCAAACACCUCUUGUUGGGAAUGUAAAAAUAAUGCAGAAAUGGCUGCAGUUGCUGGAGAAAGUACACUGCGAAUAGGUAUAGUGGAGGAAGCAGUGACGUUCACAGUGACAGUGAUACCCAGGUGCUUAAGAGGAAGAGACGAGUGUCACCAGUGGAUCGGAAAAACAUCUCUAUCUUCAGUUAGUUGGGGCAUACUGAAGAUUUUCCUCAUUUACAGUAUGCUUUGAUCUCUUACUGUUUUCAAACUACAGCCUAUUGCAAUAGUGAUGUUGAAGUUACGCAGAGAAAUCCUGACAUCUGUUGCCCUGCAGUCACAUUUGUAAAGUAUUGACGGAAACUAAGGCGACAUUUAUCCAGUAGUUCUCCCACUCACGUCUUGUUUUCUGUUGUUCACCUGCACUUGAUUCACCUCAGGAAAGUAGAAGGAUACACUGUAAUUCGCAGCGCACUUCAGUGAUUGAGGCUUUGGGACACAGUUGGCGUUUUCGGGAACGUUCCGGCCAAGUCAUAAUUGGAUGAUGGAAGAGCUUUACAAAGUUUCCACUUAAUUCUUAACUAAAACAAGAAGGCCUCACUGAGGUUUAUGGGUUUUGUGUGUUGGCAUGUGACGGCGAGUGUUCCCCAGUGUGCACCGACACCUGCCUGGCUCGGAUGACACACCGACCCUCCACAUGAAUUGAUCCAAUCAGGGUUUGGGCCGCCGAAAAUGCGGCACAGUCGUGACAGUUGGUUUACGGCGCUCGCCGCCGGUGUGUCCUCCAUGUUGACGGCGUUGUGUAAUUGUGCGUCAUCUUGGCUGCUUGUCAUGGUCGAUUUUAGUGGCAGGCUUCUUCUGACAAUGCACAGCUAUUUACUGCGAGUCCAGCCCACCAUCUGGACCCUCUAAUUGCUUUGGAUCGGAGGCUGGCGAGAUUGAAAGCACUUACGCGCACAGACAAUCUGACUCCUUUGGUUUUCCCAGCUAAAUAUACCAGGCUGCCGCGUGGCAGAGAGGCUUUUAAGCCGCAGUGUGGAAUAAAAGCUCCAACACUUGCUUGUUUGUCGCAGACAAAAGGUAUGAAUGUGGAAGCCGUGACCCAGUAAUGCAGAACCAGGUCCAUGUGAGGCCCCCUGCAUGUAACCUGGAAGCAGAGCCAAAGUGACAGCAGCUCUAUCUGGCAGCGGCAGCAUUAGCGCAGCGUGAUGAGACAUGCUGCUCUGCCCCGGGGGCGAACGCCGUGCCGGCGGUGGCCCUGUCAAUUCUCAGUUUUAGGGUCCGCGGUGAGCUCAAGAACAAGUCGAGCAAGAGCUUGGAGUUUGAGAGACACCCUGCAUGAGCGCCAAAACAAGGGAGUCGGCCAUAUUGUGGCAGCAGUAACGCUUUCAUACUGACCUCAAGUCACUCAGUCCAGUCUUCAGUUCUUGAGCCUCUGCAGCCAUUAAAAGUACAUUAGUGAAUCUAAGUCGGAUGCUGGUGUGUGUGGGGGGGAAAUAUCUGCGUGUGUGGUGCGUUUGUUCAUGACUGCAGCUUUGUCAGCUAAAGCUUACUGUUGAUUAAACUUUGUGUGUGUGAGAGAGAGAUUAGCACACAGAGCUAGUUGGAGCUCUGGGCUGAUAACUGCUAACACAAUACUCUUCAUUUAACCUCUUGCCCUUUGGCUCCAGACCUGACAAAUAAAUCCCAGCGUGAGUGAUAAAUGCUGCAGUCUGUUUCGAGGAUGUGAGUGAUGGACGCGGUGACCCGAGUGACCGCAGGGAGACCGGCAAAUGUCUGACCUCAAUUAUGAAAGUGGCUCCCUAAAUGCCUAUUAAGCAACACUAUUCUACCUGUUGGCAAAUGCUGGGUUCGGAUUUUCCUGCCGCUGAAAAUCCAAAGCAAAUGUCAAUACUGUUAACUGGAUCACCUCUACGAGGUACAGUUGCUGAACGUUUUAGUCCCAUUCACUUCAGUCUAAGUACAUUAAUAAGAACUUCACAUUUUUAUUGCAUUUAAAGUCCAAGUCUUGCCAUCACUGACGACGGUUUUGUCUCCAAAUGAUUAAUUUAACUCGUGUUAACUAGACAUAAAUGAUGCAUGACGUCUUGAUGCCUUGGGUUUUUGAUAUGAAAUAAUAAAUACUAGUGUUUUCUGGGGAUGCAGGAGCAGAUGGGUAUCGAGUGCUGACGUAACCUGAAGGUUAUCUCCCCUCCGUAAUGACGUUCCAGUCCUUCACACGAGUCACGCUCUUAAGUAUUUUCCCCGACCUCCAAAUGCAGUUUCACUCAAAUCAAGUUUGAAUCAAUACGUGUCCUUGAUUUAACACAGCCGAGGAGUUUGUUGCCGGACAACCUCAAACGCUGGUUUGUUGGCGGAAAUCAGAUCAUAUCUGUGCUUAGACGCCGAUGCGGUGUGUUGUCCGUUGUUUUCCUGCUUUGCUGAUGGAGGGAUUUUGAUUUAUUGAGGAUAGUAGUUUAAGUAUUAGAAAUCCUUUUGUAUGAGAAUAAUUGCGAUCAAUCUGUACCUGAACUUUCCAGCCGGAGCUCUAAUCUCCACCAGGGAGAGGCGGGAUUGAUUUUAAGAUUACACGCUGCUUUAAUUUGAAAACCUGCUCCUUAUCAUGGGCGAAAACCAAUGAUGCUGCUGCUGCUGGCAGUUUGUUGUGCACAUAUGGAAGAGGUUUCCAGAUGAGGCUUGAACUGAAGUUGUUCGACCAGCAGCCUCUUGAGCCCCGAGUGAUGUAUUAACAAGUAUUGAUUCAAGAAAUGUAAAUGCCAAUUCAGUGUCCAAUUAUUUCUUCCGACCUGUGACAGUUCGCCACCGACAGGUUCAUUAGAGGAAGUGCAGAUGCACGUUGAAGGCGCCACAUAUGGCUGUUCAAACCCAAAUGUGGAUUCAGUUGUGCUUUGAUUUAUUAGAUCAGAGGUGUCUGUCAAACCAAAAAAAAAAAAAAAAAAAUACAGUCGAGUUCUCCGGCUUGUGUUUAAUGCAGGUUGGCUUUUGUAACUGUCAUCAGUGCUUUUGAUGUUGCAGUGCGAUAUGGGAUUUGUUGCGUGUCGGCAUUAAAGCAAGGAGCUGGAACAGUAGCAGCCUGGCUGUUAACUGAAAACAGUUGUAUGUGAAGAGUUUUAGCGGUAAAACAAACGCAGUCAGCGUUUAUACGUGAAAUGAUGGGAGCAGCUCACACACACUCAUUAAAUGAGUCCUGAAUCCGAGUGAAGUUAAUGUGUCGUUUAUUCAUCAGUUUGAGUUACGACAUUCCGUUACGUGGCUUUUUACAGCGCACUCAAGUGACGUCACGUACAGCGUAUAUAUUCAGGUAGUUAAACUUCACUGGAGUCGAUUUCAGCUUAAGUGAAGGAAGAUGUACUUGUCUUUGUUGGCGUCGCACACGGUGCCAGAAUUAUGGUCCACAGUAACAAGUGAAAGCACAAACGUGAAUUCACUGGUGGUGGAGAGAUUGCAGACUAGAAUCUUGGCUAAUACAGCCAUUAAUUUAAUCACAUUUUCUUUUGAUAUAUAUUUCUUAAUGUCUUUUGUUUUGAGGAACAAGAAAUGCUGAUGUAUUGCAUAGUCAUAUAAUAUCAAUAUACUGAGCAAAGAAAAGCAAACUAAGACCUCAAAUAUCUGAUGAAUUUGUUUUGAGAAUUCUAAUGGACAUGUAAGAUGAAAUACAGUCAAUGGAUCCUGCAGAUUUGCUCUGACCUGACAAGGGCAUAAAUCCAGGCAAAGGACCACAUCUGGCCCACGGCCUGCACUUUGCCCUCUUCCGAUUUAGUCUCACAUUUGCCAUGUUUAACUCGGUUAUUAUGACGCACAACAGGUAGGUCUUGCCUUUGUGAUGAGGCCGGACAUACUCUCCCACAGUGUCGCUCAAGGGCUUGUGAGCUCAACCACAGACACACAAGAUCUUGAAAAUACCUUGAAAUAUGGAUUAAAGUAAUUGCAGCAAUUAUGCUGUUAAGCUCCACCGUAGCAUCAAUUGUGGGGAAAACAUCAUUAAGGAAAGACACCUAAAUUGAAGAUGAACUAAUUCAGAUAGGGAGGAAGGAAUGAAACAAUGCCGGUGCCCAGAAUGUGCCGAGGCGACGGCAUCCGCUGAUCUAUAGUACGUUCAGUUUGCAGACUUUUUAUGUACUUUUUUUCUCCUUCGUAAGGUCGUUCAAGUCAAUCCUGAAAAUACUUUCCCUCUUGCGGGGUUUAGUUACCAAGUGGAUCAAGGUGAAGAGAAGGUGCAGUGAAAAAUGGCGUCGUAAAUAAUCUCAGGAAAUCGGAAAUGGUAUCAUUUCUCAUCUUCAUGCCGUAAACAAUAACAUCCGAUAUCCUGGUUUCUGGUCAUUCAAUUGUGUUCUGAAGUGAAACACACACACACACACACACACUGAGGAAGUGAAUGCUCCUGUUUCCCCUGGAGGCAGUGGGCUCUUUACUCUUCCUGUCCUGGGCUGACAGGGCGGCGGCUUGUUCUUGGGCGGAAGAAGCUGGACUCCCGUGGGGGUUCGUUCUCUCCACCGACUGCAGGCAGGGCAGAAUAGUCAGCGACGGCGGGACGGGGCAGUGCAGGGAGUGGUCAAGAUCUGGCGUGAGGAAGUCGACCCGCUUCUGGCGUUCUCUCAUCAAAAUGUGCCGUUUCAGCAUCUUGAACAGAUAUUGCAGCCCCUGCAGGAGUCUGGUAGACGUGGAGGUGGACGUGCCUGUCAGUGUGUAGGUUAAUCAUAGCUACGAGUCUUUCCUCUGCUCUAGAUCGAUGGUCAAGAGAGCGCAGGACCAACACUUUACCAUUGUCUGUCAUUUAACCCAGGCUCCUGAGGUGGGUGGAGCCACAGUGGGUUGCAGUAAGCUGGUAGUCCUCCUUGUGUUGACAUCCUCGACACUUGUUUUGGUCUCAAGCAAGAGCCAUGCUGAGUUAUUCAAAUGUUUUUCAAUAUCAAUUUCAAACUUGGUUGAGAGUUGGCUAGCCUAGAAAGGGAAGUGGACCUGUCCUUGUUUGGUACACCCUGGACUUGACUCGGUCUUGGGUAAGAUUGUCUCCAUUAAAAAAUGGUGAGGCAUUUUCAGGAUUUAGACAGGUUUCCCGCAUCUGAGGGUCUAAGCCAUGACCCGCUUGAGGUAUUAUUGCUCCCCAGAAAAUCCACACGGUGGACCAAGGAGCCUAAAGAUACUUUUUGUGUCUGAGGCAGAUCCAUGGUCUUUAUAUAGUGUUUAACCCCAGCGCAAAGUGCUGCCCAGGGGCCACAUCUGGCCCGUUGCCUGUGGCCCUUGUUCCUCUCAUGCAAAAUAAAUGGUCUUUACUGUAUUUUCUAUCUUCUUCUUCUAUUACCAUUUGCACUGAUGCUGUUGUUUUUCUUCUCCCAUAGCUAUUUUAGUCUUAAUGAAAUAUUGAAUUCUGAUUCUUUGGUGAGUCGUGCUGUUUAUAACAUUAUUUCUUUUUACUAAAAUUUUAAAUUGGAAUCAUUUAAUGUAUUUUAAAAAUGCUUCUGCUUUACAGCAGUUACAUACAUCUAACAGUAGGCACUCUUCGUCUCCUUUUGUAAUAAUAUAAAUAUUACGUUAGAAAUAUGAAUUACAUAUUACAGUAACUUUUUAGUAUAUAAAUAUUAUGAACAAAACAGUUUAAGAUACUUUUUCAUUUCACCCACCCUUGGUUCCAUCUUGCUUUUCAUUUUCAGUUCAGAAUCCUACAGCACAGGUGUGACACGAAUGUAAAGGUGCGGAGGCUGAAACGGCUGUUUCAUGAGUACUGUGUAUUGGCAAAAACUACUGAUCUUUCUGGAGUGCAACGUCGUCCUACCACGAGUUGCUUUCGUGUUGACUUGUGAAGAGGUUUCAUGAAAUGGCGUGAUUAUUUUCAGAACAGAGUAGGUGAUGCUGCCUGUUUAAAAUUGUGAUGUUUCUUUGGAAAAGUCUGUUCAAACCCACAGAUUAUGAAGUGAAGACAACCAUCAAGUGAACUCUGAAACCUCAUCAACCCAUCACUAGUGUUACCUACACCUGUGUAUUUCCUCAUGGUGCUGUUCUGCACUCACUGUGAUGGUGUUCUGUCCACCAACUAUUGUACAUGCAUUUCUGCACCUCUAAUUUUCCUCAGGUUUUGGGAUAAAACUGUUGGGAAAUGUGCCCCCCAUCUCUUCUCUUACUGUCUUGGGUUUGGGUGUUGUUCUAUACUGUGUGGUGUAAAAAAAAAAAAAUGUGAUGAAUCCCAAGAGGCCGUGCCCCGGUCUGCUGAGUACGAAUGGGUUAUGAAUUUAGACUCACGCAAGGCGCUAAGUAAUGGAGGAAGAGCGGAGGAGUUGAAGAUGGAAGGGAUUACGUUUGGAAAUGGCUGGAAGAACCAUACAUGGGUGAGUUUUUGCAGCUGUGUUGAUUUAGCUCCUCGCAGAUCAGAUUGGGAAAGAGCGGGGAGGGAGGAACAGGAGAGAUUAGGGAAGGGGGAGACGUCGCUGACCUUAAACCACCUGCUUAAACAUCGGCUCUGGCGAAAGAUUCCAGUCAGAUGAAGGGGAGGCCAAUUAAUUUUCCAAGAAACGUCAAGCGAAUGACUGGACUAAACAUUAUCACCUGAUACGAAAAUCUCUAUAUAACACAUUAGAAUGAAGACUCUGAUCUUUGUUGGCUAAAACGUUCUGACAGGUUUUUAUGCGGUUUACUGUCGGAUUUGGUGCUGAUCCGGCAGGUGGGGUCAAAUGUGGCUGCAGGGCCACAUUAAGCUGCGUGUGUCUGCGCACGUGUGCGAUCAAUGUUCUCUCCUUUCAUCGCUGUACCUGGAAGACGAUCGUGUUCAGUCAAAAAAAAAGGAAAAAGACUGAACACAUUAUGACCUCCUGUGAGAGAGAGAGAGGGAAUGAAAGAGAUGCAUAUCUGGUAAAGAAGCGUAUUUUGCCGCUCCCAAGAAUAGAUUCUGUGACGGAAAUGAUUUUUGAUGCUGUGCGCGACCUUGUGUGUGUGUGUGCGCGUGUGACUGCAUGUGCGAGUGUGUGUGUGUGCGCAUUUGCCCUGAAGUGCUUUUCAGAUCAAAUGCACUUGCUGUUUAAUUCACCGUCUCAACAGGCAGCUCUCACAAAGACCGCGCACCCACUCAGGCACGUGCUCGUCGGCUCACACUGAUACCAACACAAGGAGAGGGAGAUGAAUGUACAGAUAAAAAUAAUACAAAUAUUUGGGCUGGCGGACUUGAAGAAAUUCUCCCGCUGACAGCCAAGUCUGUCGUAAUCUGCGGGAUGAUUGUCGCCAUGUUCGAUGGUGCGGAUGCUCGUCUGCGCUGCGUGUAUUCCUGGACCAAUUAGGAUUGUACACCACCGGUGCACGUCUAAUAAUCAUUAUGUGGCUCCGUUUAUGAGAGGGUUGAAGGAGCAACGCAGUCUGAUGCCGCUGACAAUUGGCUUGCUGUUGAGGAAACGGCUGGAACUUGUCACGAUUCAUGAUAUUGAAACGAACAAGUGAGUCGUAGGUUGAAUCCAUGGCCCUUUGCUGUCCACCUGCUUCCGUUUACACCUCAAUAUGAGUGUGCUGAGUGGAUGUGAAGCAUGUAUGAGCUCCGAGUUUGAGAUAUUUUGGCGUGUGUUACGGGCCUGUAAACUCACUUGCCUAAGGCUGGUUCACAGUUGUGUGUGUGAUCUGUGGGCCAAGUACAUCCAGAGUGUGAUCCAGCGAUUAUUUGAGGUCAGUCCUGGGCGAUAUGUUGGCUUGUCGCCCUGUCUUAUCUGUGGUGGUGAUAGAUGUUGGGAGAAAGGUCACGCAGCAGAGAGAUUCACAUCUGCAUUCAACGUGCUCUCAGACGUGUUGAUGGGCCGAGAACUUUCAUAUACUUUUGUAGAAGUCAGUCCAAGAAGGUAAACGUGUCGUGACCUUUUCAAUAUUAGUGGGCAAAGAACACUGGGGGGUGAAAGGCUUCUUGGCUGAGGAGAAACUCCAGCUUAAAAAUUCUGUCUUUUAUGGAGGAUUACAGAAGUGUUUCACUUAAAGUUGAAGUGCGGCCGGCCGAGGACUUGACCUUGGUUUUCGGAUUAAAUACUGAAGGUUGUGGUUGAUCCAGAUGAAGAUUCAAGGUUUGCGUGAUGCUAAUUAGAGCUUUCGUGCGCAUGUGAAGCGUGUUUAGGAUGUGAUGGUGUGAGGAGUAUUUUAAAUGGCUUGCAUACAUUCCUGUUGAAUGCUGAUACUCCCUGGUGCUGUGCCGUGCCAGUCUACACUGCAGCGAGCACUGAAGUGAUGGAGAAGUGGAGCGUCUCCUCCAGUGGCUCAGAGUGGCCGCUUCUCCCGUGGGCUUCUGGUUUUCUCAGCUUUUUAACUUUGAUGUGAACUAACAUAGCUCCAAGACUGUCUGCUGGAAUUGUGUCUCUGUCCGCUUGUGUACCUGUGUCUGGCCCUUUGUUGUGUCCCCGGACUCUGCUGCGCAUUCAUCUGCUCUCUUAUCUCGAAAUCUUAUAAGUGGUUAUCACCUCCUCCGCGCUAUCGCCUCAUCGUCUGCUCCGACCUAAAUGCCAGACUGGCCAGCACGCUUUUCCUGUGUGAGUUAGUGUCCUUUUAAAUACCGCAUCUAAAUUGUUCAGCAGGUUCUGCGGCUGGAGAUCUGAAAUAUUGAUGCGUCUGCAUGCUCUUAACUCAUUUCUGCAACAUCUGCAGACGUUUUAAAGUCUAAUUCCUUCCUCAAAUUACUGACGUCCCGUAAUAACUCACCUUGGUAAAAGCACUUUUUGUCGUCCCUCAAGCAUACAUCAUUAGAAGAGUGUCAGACAGCCUCGCAUUACAAAUGUCUGAUUUGCUAAUGCAUCCCAAGUUUCCGAGGUCCUUUCCCACUUUCCGGACUUGGGAUUCAAAUGUCAAACUAUUGCUCUUAGCCUUAGCCUGGUUCUUCAUUCACGAAAUGUGAAUCGGAGACGUGUGAUGUGUUGCAAUCGACAGGAUGCAUGUUGCAUGUUAACAGAAACUAAGGAUUAAAGAAACAAACCUCACUGCAUUCAAGUCAUGGCCAGCUUGACUCUUGACUACAAUGAGACCCAAUACUACUCUCAAAGGCCCCAUAGGGAGCAGGACUGGGCUGUACAUCUUGGGUUGAUGGUAGUUGUCAUCAUGGAUGAUUCAGGGUCAAUAAAAAAGAACGAACAAACCAAAAAAAUGAGUACAGUUUAAGCUUAUAUGUUUAUUGUAAUAUGGAUUUGAAAAUUCAAUAAAUAUCUCACACUUGAAAUGAAUUAAUGUCGCUUACAUUAAUAAUAAAUGUUCUCUUCGCUCGGUGUGACAUGUUACUUAAAAUAGAACUCAAUAAAAAAUAAAAUAGAAUUUAGUAUUUUAGUUGAAUUUGUAAAUAAGCUUCAACAUGAAGUGCUCCAGUGAUGAGGUGCACUACAGAAAGUGCAGUGAUCUUUGGUGCUUGUAUGCUGCGGAUUUAUAAACCGAACUUUUCCCUUUCCAGCAUUCAUUCUCCUUCUUCAUGAAUGUUUUAGUCAUGGCAUCAUAUAAUAUAAUGUGGUGCACUUGCAGUUGGUGACUGAAAAAUGUUCCCUUCAGAAGAAAUGUUAUACUCGAUUAAUCUGGGCUUUUGGAUCGAUUAUUUUGGUCUGUAAUUAAUUCAUCAGAAUUCAUCUGUUUCUUGUGAUGUGACACAAAAAAUGUAAGUGAAUUUUAGGUGAGACUCUAGUGGGCUGGCGGGAAUGUGACACUUGUCAUUACUUGUUUGAUAUCCAUGAGUGAGGAAUGUGUCACGGUCCAGAAACUAGUCAUUAGCACCUAAGUAUUAAAGAGUAACCUGGUGAAACAUCUUAAGUUGUUUCUGAAAUUCCACUACACAAGUCAGAGCUGUAGGCAGAGUGAAGUCAUAAAUGCCUUUGAGUCAACUCGCGACCCCUCAGUGCUCCUGUCAAGGUCAAGCCACCAUCCCCUGAGUCCGGGAGUCUGAAUCAAGCUGCGAGUCAUUGUAGCAACUCCAGAAUAUGAGACGUAGACAUUUGAAGCCCAGUAGACAAUCGCAAGGUGGUUGUGGUCAUUGUGCUGAAACGCUUGGAAACACCUGUCAGUAACAUGGGCAGUGAAUGCAUCAGCGCUACAAUGAGAAGAGGUUGAGGAGAGUGAAGAAGAGGGAGUGAGAGGGAGAUUAAAAACAUGGCUCAAAAGCACCUGAGCAUUGUCAUUCGAAGCACACCGAUGCCCCUCCCCCCCCACCUCUGUUGUCUAACUGUUGCUGUAGGACUGGGAUUGAAUGGAAUUGUCUGGGGAUCACAACAGGUCUUAUCUUAAGAGGAAAUUAAAUGUUUUUCAAAUUUGCCUUCUGGCGUCACCACACUACGUGAUGUGUUUAUUAACACUGUCAAUUUCCACAAAUAUCAAGGUGAUAUUCGCCACCUCGACUGUUGGAACGCAGCUGCAGUCGUCACCCAACCUGGGUCUCAACUGCUCCUAGGAGCGGCUGAAUUCCACUCCCAUGGUUUAAAUGUGAUGGCUGGACUUUCUUUGUGUGCAACAGCAAGCUGUGAUAAUACAAAAAUGACUUCUGGGAAUUCACCAGCUGUGUGAAUGCACCGUGCAGUACGACAUUUAUUUUUGUUCCGCUACGUUUCUGAAAACAUUAGGCUCCGCUCAGUUUUUGUUUUUCGAGUAUGAAGAAUGGUCAUGUCAUGACUCAUCAGUUCUGGAGUCUGGGUCAAGUCGCGAUACCCCAAGCUGAGAUUUUAGACAGGAAUACUUGAGCACGACUCUGAGCACAAGUCAGAGUCAUAGUCUGCUAGUAAUUGUGACUGCGGUCCUCCACUUUGCUGUCUGGUUCUGUGAUGGUUGCAGCUGAAUACCACACAGUGAUGGAGGACGUGACGACCUACAUCAUCUGAAGGAGGUGACAUUUCCUCAGUUGACACAAGUGGUACGUUUGUCUCUGGGCCUUCGAUAGAAGUGUUCCGAUUACUGAGUGAAACUCAGAGUCAGGAAUCAUCUAGAAUUGAGUUGACUCAACAAGCAGUUCGAUUGAUGAUGCAAGUGAAGGGGCAGGUCUGACAGGUACGAUUGAGUCACAGAUGGUACCUAGAUCAAAGAGCAAUUCGAGUCAUGACUAUGUUUGAUCAAGUCCAAAACCAUCGGUUUUCAGGCAUGAGUCAAUUCACAUCAUUCGCGGGGGGAGAAUGAUUCAGUAAAAGGUGUCACCCCUUCACGAGUCAAUGUUUUUUUUUUAGAUAAAUCUGCUUUCAACUCACCGGUGCUUUAGUCAAAGCAAAUGUGUGAGUCAUCGCUUCUCUAGUCAGCUGUCAUUCAAAAGUGAGGCCAACAUGAGAGCACCUCAGAUGCACCAGAAUGUAUCAAAAUAUUUUCAAGAAUGUCGAGACAUUGCACUGCAGUCAAAGUCACCAGCCAAGUGAUGAUGAGUGAUGCUCGGUAAAGUUGUGACUCACCAGUGUUUGAGUCAAAAGCCGAUCAUGCGGGCGACAAAAUCCCAAACAUAAAUACAAAAAUCAUUUGUUGUCACAUUAUUAGCUCAGUCUGAGUCUAACCACAACACUGACAGUCAAGACGGUCCUGUCCUGAAAAUGUGCUCCCCAAGACCGGUCAACAUCAAAUGACUCGAUGGCUAAGUCAUGUUUUAGUUCCGGUCAGCUUGAGUCACAGUCCCCUCAAGGCUCACCCGCUCUCAAGUCUGAGUCAAGUUCUGAGACAUCAGCCCUCACAACCAAGUCGCAAGACGUCAAUGCUGGACUUGAAAAUGACCAGGGCUUUUCAUACAUGACUGUAUCAAGUUGGUGGACAGCUGGUGCCAUCAGUCAAGAUGGCUGAUGAGUCUGGCUUGAGUCAUGGUCUGGUCCAUAUAUAGUUCUAUGAAUAAUGACCGUUUUGUGAAGCGACUUGCUAAAGCUGCCUUUGAAAUGAGUUUCCAGGCUGAGUGUUUGAUUCUAUUGUCUUGUUUGUUGUGCCUGUGUGCACUUGGCAACCUCAGCAGUAAGGAGGCACGCCGUCCUCAACAUGGCCUCACCAGCGGUGUGUGUAUCGACACGCUCCUCCCAAGUCAGCGCUUUAUUUAUCUGAGCAAUACACACAGUGGCCAGGUAAAGCCCCGCUCGUUCAUCCUGGCCGCGCUGAUAUAUGGAGCUGUUGCAUCCCGACACCACACCACUGCAAGCCUCCUGCUCCUGCAUGUAUCCUGCUGCCUGUGGAGGUGCGAACCUGCCAUUUUUCCCACUUCUCUUCCUGAUCUUCCUUAACUCUGGUUCCACUUGGCUGCGUCUCAGCUCUUUGUCCAAGAUUCAUUAAUGCAAAAAAAGUGGAAGAAAUGAGGGGAAAUAAGAAAUUGAGUUUUUCUCUUUUUAUGCUGACAGUACAAUUACAUCGCUUUGGAUUUCUUUUGCAUGUAGAUACGAACUCAUUUUUUCAUUUCCAUAAAGAGAAAUGAGUGUCAUUUUAUUAUUGCAAGACUUCAUAUUGAGAUGCAUGGACUCGCAGGCCAUUUCCAUAACAUGGGUUACCACUUGCUUCACUAUUGAUAGGUAUUAACAUACAUUCAAUGUUUUUAUAACAUUACGUUUAAAUUCACCCAAUUCAUGUGUGAACUAACCUGGUGUUGGACUGUUCUAUUAAAAAAAUAUUGACACCUUAGAGGGUCCAGAUGGAAAAGAUCGAUGUUAAAAUUGAAGAAGAUGAAAGCCUUUUUCACUUCUUUGACCAGAGAUUAUAUAAAAGUAGCGCAGAAUGGUGUAACUCUUGCAUCAAGACCAGCUAGAGGAAAUGAUUUAACCCCUCUCAGAUCACUCUCGUCCUGUAUGAUGCUAUCUUUUGAAGCAGGGGAUUUGAACGCAUGAUUGAUGUUUCCUUGGGAGAGAAAAAUACGCUUUAAUUCAGUGUUUUCAGAGAAGUGACAACAAAUGACAACACAAUUACCUGGAAGGUGUUUAGUACACGUUUCCAGUGAUACCAUGUCAGAGUUUUGACAAAGUUUUGGAUGGAAAGAAAAGAG